AUGUCUGGCUUCACAUUCGGACAGCCGAGCGGCAACAACGCUGGCUCCAACGCGCCAAAACCGGCGGGUGGAUUGUUUGGCGGUGCAGGAAACACGACCGGCAGCUCGUCCCCCUCCCUCUUCGGCACCGCCAACACUGGAUCGAGCGCACCGAGCACAGGAGGACUGUUUGGCGGCGGCGGAGGAAGCGCUGUAGGCGCAGGUCUCUUUGGCGGCGGAGCAUCUAACACACCGGCGGCGAGCAAGCCUGCGGGAGGCCUCUUUGGCGGUGGAGCUACAGCAGGCGCAUCUUCGACACCAAGCUUUGGCUUCGGCAGUGCAGCAAAGACGGGUGACGCAGCAAAGCCAACGAUGUUUGGCGGUGCUUCAACUGGGGCUGCACCAGCUGCUUCCCCCGGCACCACCUCGUCAUUUGGAUUCGGCUCAACACCCACUGCCACCCCCGCCACAAACAAGACAUCUUUCCUUCCCUCAACGACACCCGCUGGUCCUCCCCCAGGCUCCAACCUGUUCGGUGGACAGACACCUGCGGCCUCAUCUGGCUUUUCCCUAGGAGGAGGACAAAACAACCAGACUGGUGCGAGCUCGUCGGGGUCAGGCUUGUUCGGGGGAGCCGCGAAGCCUGCUGUGCCAACAGCUGGAUCAACGCCUGGCUUGUUUGGAGCCAAACCUGCAGGUGCUUCCACACCCACCACAGGUCUUUUUGGAGGCGCGCCCGGCUCCAACGACGCGAACAAGAGCGCAACCCCUCCGACCCCAGCCGGAUUGUUCGGUGGAGCCGCUCCUACAGCUUCUUCCAGCUCGCAAGAGACUCCUAAACCAGCAGGAGGACUGUUCGGUGGUGGCCUGCCUAGCACGACACCCGCAAGCAAGCCCCCUACAUUCAGCCUUGGAGGAUCCACACCUGCUGCCCAGCCAGCGGCCUCGCAACCAUCCGCAACGCCUUCGCUGGGAGGCUUCAGCUUAGGUGGCGGAGACAAGGACAAGACUGCGACUUCAUCAGCAGCGCCAACAUCCGGCCUGUUUGGCGCGGCUGCAUCGUCUACACCAAGUGCGCCCGCAGCUGGCGGCAACACUGGCCUCAACCUCUUCAAGAAGCCUGAAGCGAGCACACCUUCCAGCUCGACACCAGCAAGUGGAGCCGCACCAGCUGCGACAAGCUCGGCUCCGUCCAUGUUCGGCGGUAUGGGAGGUGGAAGCUCUGCGCCUCCAGCUUCGUCUGCAGCGGCGCCAACAUCAGCCGCAACGCCAGGUCUUUUCGGGGGCCUGGGUGGAGCAAAGCCCGCCUCGACCACAGCACCAGCUUCGACACCUGCGCAGCCCACUCCAUCACGGGGGGCUACGCCUGCACCUUCUGGCGAUGCUAACAAGAGCGGGCUUGCCAACUCGACAGCGGGUCCAGCACCCUCCGCUCAGUCACGCCUCAAGAACAAGUCCAUGGACGAGAUCAUCACACGAUGGGCCGCCGAUCUCUCCAAGUACCAAAAGGAGUUCCAAUCGCAAGCUGAGACUGUCGCACAGUGGGACCGAGCCCUCGUCGAGAACUCUGACAAAGUCCGCCAGCUGUACUCGAAGACCUUCCAAGCCGAGCGCGACGCAGCAGAGGUAGAGAGGCAACUGACCAUGAUGGAGGAGAACCAGCAAGAGCUCGACUCGUACCUCGACCGAUACGAAAAGGAGAUUGAGAACCUCAUGAAGAUGCACGGUGUUUCCGGCAGGUCUGAUGGUCUACGGGGCCCUGAUCAGGAGCGCGAGAGGACCUACAAACUCGCCGAGAAGCUGCAAGACCGCCUCAACGAGCUGAACAAAGACCUCACGGAGAUGAUUGAGGAAAUCAACAGCACAUCCCAAACCCUCAGCAAAACAGGCAAGCCCGACGACCCCCUCACAAAAGUCGUCCGCGUUCUCAACACCCAGCUGUCGCAGCUCCAGCUUAUCGACUCGGGCGCCUCGCAGCUGCAGGACAAGAUCAACCAGGCGCAAAAGGAGAGUCGCUCCCUGGGCGCCAAUGGCUGGAACGGUCUCGGCACCGAUCCCGCAGAGGACUUUUAUCGCAGUUUCCGCGGGAACAGAGUCGAGCGGUAUGGGGGGCAUGCGUAG
Messenger RNA from Ascochyta rabiei, 2100 nucleotides. Its product is annotated as FG-nucleoporin nsp1. The transcript is spliced from 4 exons. NCBI's taxonomy places the organism in Eukaryota, Fungi, Ascomycota, Dothideomycetes, Pleosporales, Didymellaceae. Gene Ontology annotation, biological process: RNA export from nucleus; protein import into nucleus. Gene Ontology annotation, cellular component: nuclear pore; nuclear pore central transport channel. Bases 1 to 2100 code for a protein of 699 amino acids. Gene Ontology annotation, molecular function: phospholipid binding; structural constituent of nuclear pore. The record is from RefSeq and is a predicted model, not a curated record.